Rhizopus microsporus ATCC 52813 is the source of this 1079-nucleotide messenger RNA. RefSeq lists its product as uncharacterized. The record is from RefSeq and is a predicted model, not a curated record. Lineage: Eukaryota; Fungi; Mucoromycota; Mucoromycetes; Mucorales; Rhizopodaceae. The coding region runs from base 151 to 936 and encodes 261 amino acids. The transcript has 3 exons.
AUUUAUUAUAUCCUAUAUAUAGCGCUAAUACAAAUACAAGCUGUAUUUUCGCUAUUAUAUAAAAUCAUUCAAUGGAAGCUAUAAACAAAAAGGUAUGUCUCUAUUGUCUGCUGGUGCAUAAUGCCCUUAACAACAAAUAUGUAGCGACCUAUGCCCUUUGCAGUGUUAAAAGUACAGCUUAAAAAGUUAGUUGAGCAAUAUGAUAAAACGGGCAAGGGAGUCAUAUUUACAAGAGAUUUAAUUACAUUAAUUGGUCGGUUCGAAGAAAGUAACGAUAUCCUCCUCUUGACAGACGAACAAAAGAAGGCUAUUUUGCCCUAUACUUCAAGCAAUCCCGAUUUAGAAAUGACACCAGAUGAUAUCUUGAAUCUACUCAAGAUUGUAUGUACUUGUCCUCAAGUAUCCAUCUCAGCACCGACUUCUUCAAGAAUGUUAUUGGAUAGUAGACCGAGACUAUCUCCUCCUUUAAGUUCAAAUAAAUCAAUGCCUUGGAAGAAAAGAAGAGCAUCGUUUGCAAAUAAUAAUCGUCUUGAACAUGAAGAACUCAGAAAGAGUCUGAUUCAAUUUAAACAUGACGAGGAAGAAGAAGAAGAAGAAGUGAACAACAACAAUAAUAGUACGACUAAUAACAACAGUAAUAAUAAUACCAAUGAGAUUAAUGCCAUACCAACCGACGAUGAGAGUGAUAGCCAACAUUCGACUCAAGACUUGGCAAGAUACUAUCAACGAUCACUUGCACUCACCAACCGACUAAGAUCUUCUGAAAAAAGUUUAGCUUCGAUGGCACGUGAUAAUGAAGACCGUAUCGUACAAUUACAAAACAGGGUAGAAGACAUGCACCAAGAAGUUGUCAAGCAAAGAAAAGAGAUUCAAGAAUACAAGGGAAAGGAACAAAAGAGUCUUGAACAAAUAAGUGCAGUAAGCUUUCUUAUGUAAAACUAGAUGAUAAACGAGGCCAUGUAACGACUUAAUAACUUUAUUAUUUAGCUCGAAUCCCACAUCUCUCAAAUACAGCGUUCUGAGACAGAUCAAAAGCAAGUGUACAUGUCUAUCAAGCUACUAUUUGAUGAAAAAUGCCG